GUAGGCCCAUACAUUUUUUCAGAGACUCUCAAAUGAAAGAGAGAGCGAAAAUCAUAACAGAAAAAUGCCUAAACUUGACUUCUACUACUACAUUUUAAGCCCUUAUUGCAGAAGCGUUCUUUUUGGCGCCAAAUUGUUAAAUGUAAACUUGAAUUUGAAAGUGGUUGAUCUUUUUAAAGGAGAACAUAAAAAUGAGGCAUAUCUUAAGUUAAACCCUCAUCAUAAAGUCCCUACUCUUGUUGAUGAAGAUCUUAUAUUGGGUGAAUCUAGAUCCAUACUUACUUAUCUGUUUAACAAGUAUGGUAAAUCUAAGCACGAAUAUCUCUAUCCUAAAGAUUUGAAGAAGAGAGCUAAAAUUGAACAGUUUUUUUACUAUUCUGCAUCAACAAUUGCUCCGGUAGUGACUACCGGAAUUCUGCUUGGAAAGAGACAACGAACAGCGGAGGAAAGAACUAAACUGGAAGCAGUUUUGGAUAAUCUUGAUAAGAUUUACUUUCAGAAUUCACCUUUCAUUUUCGGCGAUAAACCAACUCUAGCCGAUUUGGAUUUGGCAUCACUUCUUCUAUAUUUGGAAAUGCUUAAAUAUAAUUGUUCGAAAUAUCCAAAUAUUUCUAAAUUUCUCACUGCAUCCAAAGAAAGCGAAUGGAUUGAAGCUUCCGCUACAGAGUAUAAACAAACUUCCGAAGCUGUAAUGAAGGAUUUCAAUCCUUCAGCUUAAAUAAAUUACACAUUUAGUAUUGCAUCAAUCUUAUAAAACUCCAUGGUUUAUUUUAGUUUUAUCUGUUUUGCAGAUGAUUACUUAAUAAUAAACUAUAGAAAAUGCAAAAAGAAGAUAAAACUACUCUGUAUCUUUUAAUUUUAUUAUCGCUCCUAAUGGCAAUUAAUGCAAAAUUUAUAUAUAUAGGCUUGUAAACAUUGACUAUUUUUGCUUUUAAACGAAAGUUUUUAGCACACUAAUCUGUAAGGUAAACUACUUUAUUCCCAUAUUUGCGUUAUAUAUUCACACAUUGAGCGAUAAUAAAAGUUAAUAUAGAAAUAAUAUUAAAGUACAUACGCAAGUACUC
Messenger RNA from Dimorphilus gyrociliatus, 1064 nucleotides. The record is from the annotation of a GenBank genome assembly. NCBI's taxonomy places the organism in Eukaryota, Metazoa, Annelida, Polychaeta, Dinophilidae.